AUGGUCUCAUUCCUCUCGUUCAAAUACUACAAUCAUUCAGUCUACUUUGAGGUCAUCCGAGACUGCUACGAGGCCUUUGCGAUUGCCUCCUUCUUCAGCUUGAUGUGCGCAUACACCGCGCCGGACCUGCACCAGCAGAAACAGUACUUCCGCACGAUGUUGUGGCGGCGAGAGAGGAAUCUGGAGGACGCUAGAAGUGGUCUGACGUGGUUCAAUAUCAUCUGGGUCGCCAUCUUCCAAUAUUGCUUCAUUCGAGUCGCCAUGACCAUAACAGCGCUCAUCACUCAGUUCUUCGACCGAUACUGUAUCGAGUCACUGAAUCCAGCCUUCGCACACGUCUGGGUCAUGGUCAUCGAGGCCACCGCCGUCACAAUCGCUAUGUAUUGCCUCAUUCAGUUCUACUAUCAGAUCAGGCAGGACAUCGCCGAGCACAAGCCGCUGCUCAAGGUCCUGGCUAUCAAACUUGUGAUCUUUUUGUCAUUCUGGCAAACAAUCCUUAUUUCAUUCUUGACAUCAAGUGGAGCGGUCAAGCCAUCGAACACCAUCCAGACCCCUGACCUGAGGGUCGGCAUACCCGCCAUGCUACUGUGUAUCGAAAUGGCUCUCUUCGCCAUCUUUCACUUCUUUGCCUUCAGCUACCGUCCCUACGUGAUCGGAUCGAAGAACAUACUUGCCGAGACCACGCCCGGCGAGGCUCCUCCGCGAUACGUUGGAGGCUUUCUUGGUAUCAAGGCUUUUAUGGAUUCGAUGAACCCAUGGGACAUGUUCAAAGCAAUUGGUCGCGGAGCGAGAUGGAUGGUGGUAGGUCACAAAAAUCGACAUCAAGACCCGAGCUACGACGUUUCGCUGGGCAGGAAGCCCACGAAUGACUCCUUGCCAAGUCAUCCUGAGCCCUACAACUCUACCGCAUACCAUAGCUCACACGGCACAAUAAGCGACGACACCGAGAUAUUACUAUCAAAUCAGCAAAGUGCAGGCAUAACUCGCUACGAGAGCGCGCCUCAAAGAUCAGAUUACAGAUAUGAGCCAGAGGCGGAUAUAGGAGUCGCAGCAACGUCUGAUAACAGAGUCUACCAGUCUUACAACUCGUCUGGCACUAUGACGCCUCAACAGUCAGUCGGACAAGGCGCGAGCGUUCCGCCAGCUUAUGGUGCAUACACUGGAGAGGCGCGGGUAGGCGCGAAAAUACCAUAUCAACAUCCCCAGUACCGGCCACCUGGUCCUGGCGAUGCUUUGGGUGGGAAGGGGAACAUGUUCUGA
Molecule: messenger RNA, 1260 nt
Organism: Cyphellophora attinorum
Lineage: Eukaryota; Fungi; Ascomycota; Eurotiomycetes; Chaetothyriales; Cyphellophoraceae
Exons: 3
Coding region: 1-1260 (419 amino acids)
Biological process (GO): transport
Molecular function (GO): transporter activity
Source: RefSeq, a predicted model, not a curated record